This is a messenger RNA of Penicillium chermesinum, 2556 nucleotides long. Its product is annotated as M1 family metallopeptidase. Gene Ontology annotation, cellular component: cytoplasm. The transcript is spliced from 14 exons. The record is from RefSeq and is a predicted model, not a curated record. Gene Ontology annotation, molecular function: metalloaminopeptidase activity; zinc ion binding; peptide binding. NCBI's taxonomy places the organism in Eukaryota, Fungi, Ascomycota, Eurotiomycetes, Eurotiales, Aspergillaceae. Bases 1 to 2556 code for a protein of 851 amino acids. Gene Ontology annotation, biological process: peptide catabolic process; proteolysis.
AUGGCAUUAACUGAUAGAGAAACCCUGCCCGACGUGGCUAAACCGAUCAACUAUCAUCUUUCCCUUUUCGAUCUACAGACUGCUGAUUCAUGGGGAUACAAGGGUCUUCUGAAAAUCGAUCUCAAGGUGACACGUGCUACCAACGAGAUCAUACUAAAUUCGAAAGAUAUUCAAGUCCAAGGUGCUGACUUAGUGGCCAAAAAUGGCACUCACUUGGCCAACGCAUCCGAGAUUUCAUAUGACAAAAAGUCCGAACGAGUGUCCUUGAAAUUCCCUCAGGAAGUGGCUCCAUCGGACGUGUUGCUUUCGAUCAACUUCACCGGUACCAUAAACGAUGCCAUGGCGGGCUUCUAUCGAUCCAAGAGGGGAGAUUUCCAUUUCAUGCUGAGCACUCAGUUCGAGUCUUGCGAUGCCCGCAGAGCUUUUCCAUGCUUCGAUGAGCCUAAUCUGAAGGCUUCCUUCGACUUCGAGAUUGAGAUCCCCAAAGGUCAAACAGCUUUGAGUAAUAUGCCAGUUAUUGCCGAAAGAGACGGUAGUCAUCCCGGGUUAAAGUUUGUCACCUUCCAGAGGACACCUGUGAUGAGUACCUACCUUCUUGCCUGGGCGGUUGGUGAUUUCGAAUAUAUCGAAGCCAUGACCGAGCGUAAGACCAAGCUCGCUAUGCCCUCGAAUGUGCCCAUCGCACGGUUGACUACUUCUUCGGAGAUUUUUGAGAUCGAAUACCCCCUUCCCAAGGCUGAUCUGCUCGCCGUUCAUGAAUUUGCCGCAGGAGCUAUGGAAAACUGGGGCUUGGUUACCUAUCGAACAACCGCGGUUUUGUUCGAUGAAGGCAAAUCAGACAAUCGAUAUAAGAACCGCAUUGCUUAUGUUGUGGCCCACGAACUGGCCCAUCAGUGGUUUGGUAAUCUUGUCACGAUGGACUGGUGGAACGAGCUCUGGCUCAAUGAAGGUUUUGCGACGUGGGUUGGCUGGCUUGCUGUCGAUCACUUCCAUCCUGAAUGGAAUGUCUGGUCCCAGUUUGUGGCUGAAAGUGUCCAACAAGCAUUCCACCUCGAUUCACUGCGGGCAUCUCAUCCAAUUGAAGUGCCUGUGCGAAACGCCCUUGAAGUUGAUCAGAUCUUUGACCAUAUCAGCUACUUGAAAGGAAGCUCCGUUAUCCGCAUGCUGAGCUCCCACCUUGGUCGUGAGACAUUCCUCCGGGGCGUCGCCGCUUACUUGAAGUCCCAUGCAUACGGUAAUGCCACGACAAAUGACCUAUGGUCUGCCUUGGGUCACGCUUCUGGUCAAGAUGUCCACGGUUUCAUGGACCCAUGGAUCCGAAAGAUCGGCUUCCCAGUCGUAACUUUAGCAGAGGAGCCUGGCCAAGUCACCGUUCAGCAAUCCCGCUUCUUGUCUACUGGAGACGCGAAGCCUGAUGAAGACGAAACUAUUUGGUGGAUUCCUCUUGGAAUAAAGUCUGGGCAGCAACUUGCCACUCUGGAUACUCGCGCCCUUACUAAAAAAUCCGAUACAUUGGGGACAAUCGGUGAGGAUACUUUCUAUAAAGUGAACAAGGACCUUGCUGGGUUCUACCGAACCAAUUACCCUCCUGCACGGCUGGAGCGACUGGGCCAGUCUUUGGAACUUUUGAGUACUGAGGACAAGAUCGGUCUUUUGGGCGAUGCUGCAGCCCUCGCUGUGUCGGGUGAAGGUACUACUCCAGCGUUGUUAGCACUCUUGGAAGGCUUCAAAGAUGAAGGCAAUUAUUUGGUGUGGUCGCAAGUUUCUUCCUCUCUGGCGAACCUGCGGUCUGUAUUCUCUCAGAAUGAACAGGUAGCAGCUGGAUUGAAGAAAUUCACAAAGGAUUUGGCAAGCCCGGCUGCAGAACGAGCUGGCUGGGAGUUCCAGCCUGACGAGGAUUAUCUCGCCAUUCAGCUUCGUAAACUGCUCAUCUCCAUGGCUGGCAAUGCUGGCCAUGAAAGCAUCGCCUCGGAAGCCAAAAAACGGUUUGCCCUAUGGGCGAGCGGUGAGGACAAGAGUGCCAUUCAUACUAAUCUUCGCUCCGUCGUCUUUAGCCUCAAUGUAUCAGAGGGUGGUCGCAAAGAAUUCGAUGCAGUCAAGGAAGAGUACCUUCGGACAGAUUCAGUGGAUGGAAAAGAAAUCUGCCUCGCUGCAUUGGGCAAGACCAAAGACCCGGCCCUGGUAACGGAGUACUUGGACUUUGUGUUUUCCGACAAGGUGGCUGUCCAGGACAUCCAUAAUGGAGCAGUCUCACUUGCCGGAAAUGCUAAGGUUCGCCAUCUAUUGUGGGAUUACAUCAAAUCCAACUGGACCUCAGUUGAAGCUCGUUUGUCAUCCAACAACAUAGUUUUCGAUCGGUUCAUUCGUAUGGGCCUAUCUAAGUUCGCCGAUCACCAGACUGGCGAAGAUAUUACGGCCUUUCUCAAGAGCAAGAACAUUGGAGCGUUGACCCGCGCCCUCAUUAUUGUGGCGGACAACAUCCGAACAAAUGCGUCUUACAAGGAACGAGACCAAGCUCUUGUUCUCGAGUGGCUGCAGGCUCAUGGCUAUGCUUGA